AUGCGCUCCAAGAACUUCUUCCUGGGUGGCCGGUUCCGCACGUUCAACCUGGGCGCGUCUCACCGCACGCGGCCGCGGUUCGACUCGGUGGCGCCCGGGGGAGGGGGUGACGCCGCCCCCGGCCAGCCGGGCCGCCAGCCGCCGCUCAGCCUGGCUCAGCGGCUGAAGUUGGAGCGGGCCGGUCAGCCGGCCGCCCGGUUCCGCACGCGCUACGACCCCCGGCUCCUGGCCAAGUACGACGUGAAGGCGCUGGUGGGGCGCGGCACCUACAGCCGCGUGGUGCGAGCCGAGAGCCGCCUCACGCGCCGACCCGUCGCCAUCAAAAUGAUCGACGUCACUGCAGGGAAGAGCUCGGCCAGGGACACGUUUGACUCAGAGCUGCGCAUCCUGCGCAAACUGCGACACCCCAACAUCAUACAACUGGUGGAGGUGUUCGAGUCGCCCGAGAAGCUGUACCUGGUGCUCGAGCUGGCCACCGGCGGCGACCUGUUUGACCAGAUCCAGGCGCGCGGCGUGUUCUCCGAGAGGGACGGCGCGCGCGUGCUGCGCAUGGUGCUGGACGGCGUGCGCUACCUGCACGGCGUCGGCGUCACGCACCGCGACCUCAAACCCGACAACGUGCUCUACUACCACCCCGGCGCCGACUCCAAGGUGCUCAUCACGGACUUUGGCCUGGCGGCGGCGCGGCAACGGGACGAGGACAUCUACAUGUACACGCCGUGCGGUACGCCCGAGUACAUUGCGCCCGAGGUGGUCACCCGCCGGCCGUACACCUGCUCCGUGGACCUGUGGGCCGUCGGCGUCACCGCCUUCAUCAUGCUCAGCGGCACGUUCCCCUUCGAGAACAACAGUCGCCUCCGGCUCUACAAACUCAUCAUGAGAGCCAAGUUCAGCUUCGAGGGAGAGGCGUGGGCGAGUGUGUCGGAGGCGGCCAAGGGGUUCAUCUCGUCCCUGCUCGACCCGAACCCCGUAAGCCGACUGAGCGCUGAGCGCGCGCUGCGCGAGCCCUGGCUCACCCAGCAGAGCGUGGUGCCGCACAGCCACACCGCCUUCAAGUCGCGACACCGCAACAGGCCAGUUGCCAGUCCCCCGCAGCCGGGCGCGCGGGCGCCGCCGCGGGCGGCCCCAGCCGGAGCCGGGGCGGCGGGCGGGCCCCGCGCGGCGCCGCAGAGGGCCAGGCGCUCCGGCAAGAAGCGCAAGGUGAAGCCGCGCGAGCUGGACAAGCUGCAGUUUGACGCCGACGUGUUCCUCUACCAGUACGAGAUGAUGAGCCGGCAGGGGAAGGGAGCGCCGUCCCCCGGCGGCUGCUGAGAGGCCGUGCAGUGACGACUAUCGGCGAGAGCAGAGCCGACGGCCGCAAACGGCAGCGACAGCCACUCGGACGGUCUGAUGGGUGGUGAUGGUUCUACCCGAGCUAUGCGGGCCGUGUCAUAGCUGCGCGAUCGUAAAGCCAUGUUGAUGUUGAUUGUUCAACGCGCUGCAGUGUUUGUUCCGUGUUAGCCGAGCAUUUACAUGAUUUGCUCGAUAUGGAUAGCCGUUCGGUACCGUGUUAAUGAUGUGAAUAUUUGUACCUAUCAGGUGUGAAUUUCUGUGCGAGGUGCAUAACAAAAUGAUGAAUAAACAAUAAUACCUA
Molecule: messenger RNA, 1633 nt
Organism: Amphibalanus amphitrite
Lineage: Eukaryota; Metazoa; Arthropoda; Thecostraca; Balanomorpha; Balanidae
Product: serine/threonine-protein kinase H1-like
Exons: 6
Coding region: 1-1311 (436 amino acids)
Biological process (GO): protein phosphorylation
Molecular function (GO): ATP binding; protein kinase activity
Source: RefSeq, a predicted model, not a curated record